This is a messenger RNA of Durio zibethinus, 1788 nucleotides long. Its product is annotated as arabinosyltransferase RRA3-like. The record is from RefSeq and is a predicted model, not a curated record. Gene Ontology annotation, biological process: root hair cell development. Gene Ontology annotation, molecular function: glycosyltransferase activity. Lineage: Eukaryota; Viridiplantae; Streptophyta; Magnoliopsida; Malvales; Malvaceae.
UCUUUUUAACUUGAACAACACCCACACUGACUCUUCCCCAGAAAAAAAAAAAAUGAUGGGUGGACGCAGAGAGGGUCCGUUGAUGAGAAACACAUCGCACUCAGUGGUGAAAUCAAGAAUAUUAAUGGCUAUGGCCAUUGGGAUUUCAUUUGGUUGCCUCUUCGCUUUUCUUUAUCCUCAUGGAAUCCCCUCUUCCUCUGCCCCCGCAUUCCACUCUCGCCGCACUCAGGUUUUAUCUACCAAAUGUGAAUCGUCUGAAAGGUUAAAUGAGUUGAGAAAAGAGUAUUCAGCAGCAUCCAAGGAAAAUGCAGGGUUGAGACAACAAGUUAAGGAGCUCACUGAAAAACUCAGGUUGGUCGAACAAGGGAAAGAUCAUGCACAAAAGCAAGUCGAGGCAUUGGGUAAACGGCAUAAAGCUGGGGCUUUUGGGACUAUUAAAGGUUUGAGAACCAACCCCACAGUGAUUCCAGAUGAAUCUGUUAACCCAAGAUUGGCAAAAAUUCUGGAAAAUGUCGUUGUCCAAAGAGAGCUUAUAGUGGCACUUGCAAAUUGGAAUGUGAAGGAUUCAUUAGAGGUUUGGUUCAAAAACAUCAAGAGAGUUGGUAUACCUAAUUAUUUGGUUGUUGCUUUGGAUGAUAAGAUUGCUGAAUUUUGUGAAUCAAAUGAUGUUCCAGUGUAUAAGAGAGAAGCCGAUGAAGGAAUUGAUUCCAUUGGGAGGACAGGGACAAACCAUGCGGUUUCAGGAUUGAAAUUUCGUAUCUUGAGAGAGUUUUUGCAGCUAGGGUACAGUGUUCUCCUUUCAGAUGUUGAUAUUGUGUAUUUGCAGAACCCUUUCAACUAUCUUUAUCGGGAUUCAGAUGUGGAAUCCAUGACUGAUGGCCAUGAUAACAUGACUGCUUAUGGAUACGAUGAUGUCUUUGAUGAACCUACAAUGGGAUGGGCUCGAUAUGCUCAUACAAUUCGGCUAUGGGUCUAUAACUCUGGUUUCUUCUAUAUCAGACCAACAAUCCCUUCAAUUGAGCUUUUGGAUCGCGUGGCUGGUCGCCUAGCUCGCGAGCCAAAGUCAUGGGACCAGGCAGUUUUCAAUGAGGAACUCUUUUUCCCUUCACAUCCUGGGUAUGAAGGGCUUCAUGCUGCUCGCAGAACUAUGGAUUUCUAUCUCUUUAUGAACAGUAAAGUCCUCUUCAAGACUGUUAGGAAAGAUGCUAGACUGAGAAAGUUGAAGCCGGUCAUUGUUCACGUAAAUUACCAUCCUAAUAAGCUUGAAAGAAUGAAAGCAGCUGUGGAAUUCUAUGUUAAUGGUAACCAGGACGCAUUGAAAGCUUUUCCUGACGGUUCAGAUUGGUAAAUUGUGCUAUGCUCAUCAGAAUUAAAAUCCACGGCUUUUUCCAUCAGCUGUCAGCAAUGGGUGCAAAAAUUCGUCUAGUCAAUGGUUAAAAGCAUCUUCAUCAGAGUGAUAUGAUCACACGUACAAAAAAAAAAAAAAAAGUUGUGCCUUCUGUUUAUUCCCUGCCAAAUACUUUAGAAUCUCAGGCUUCUGCCAAAGGUAAAGAAAACCCAUAGGAAUAUAGUUUUACAAUAUUCUAUUUUUGCGAUAAGAUUUGUUCUUUACUGCUUUAGAUUUUUUCAUUCAAUGCCAUUGUUCAACAUUGCAAAGGUUUUUUAGCAAUUCAAACUUUUCGAUACAAACUUAUUCGAUUCAUUCUCUUUAUAAUCUGAUUUCUAUGUAAAGGGUUUAACCAAGGUUUAUGCUUGACUUGCAACUCAGUAUGCUACUUCGUCAUAUAU